UGAGAGAGGGAGAGCAGUGUGAGACAGAGCAGUGCGGGACAAUACGGAGCUGUCAAAGGAAGGAAACACCUUUAUUUCUCAUUUCCACAUCCAUAGCUAUUUUUUUCUAUCUGAUUGUAACGUUCAGACAAGGCGGGGCUGACUCUCCUGUCUCAUUUCGGACGCACCACAAGAAGGAUAGCGCAGACAUCCAGAGUGCUGCUGCUGCUGCUGCUGCUGCUGUUGUUUAUGACAUUAGAGACCCAGGCAUGAAUUCGGCCGAACAGACGGUAACAUGGCUCAUAACACUGGGGGUCCUGGAGUCUCCCAAGAAAAGCAUCUCUGAUCCAGAAGCUUUCCUCCAAACGUCUUUACAGGAUGGAGCCGUGCUGUGCAGGCUGCUGGAGCGACUCAGACCCGGGACGCUGGACAAAUUUUUCCAGGAACCGAGGAGCGACAGCGAGUGUCAGAGGAACAUUACCGAGUUUAUAAACGGCUGCGGGGCUUUCGGUGUGGAGCCUUUUGAGGUUAAUGACCUCCUGCAGGGACUGAACUUCUCCAAGGUCCUAAACUCCUUGGUUGCCCUUAACAAAGCGACUGAAGAAUCAGGUGGUCCUGGAGACAGCGUGUGCGUGCCACACUCCUCAACGUUGAGGAUCAAGUCAUUUGAUUCUCUGAACACUCAGAGUCGCUCCUCCAAACUGCUGCAGCCUCAGUACCGCAGCCUGGACAUGUCGGAGGGCAGUGGGUGUGGCCAUUUGUUGGUUAAGGCUCGCUUUGCCUUCCAGCAGACCAAUGAGGACGAACUCUCUUUCUCUAAGGGCGACAUCAUCAGUGUGAGCAGGCAGGAGGAGGGGGGCUGGUGGGAGGGCUCGUUCAAUGGCAAGACUGGGUGGUUUCCCAGUAACUAUGUACGGGAGCUGAAAGGAAGCGACAAGUCAUCAGACAAGCCAAAGUCUGGGACACUGAGAAGUCCCCCUAAAGGUUUUGACACCACUAUCAUCAGUAAAACCUACUACAACGUGGUCCUACAGAACAUCCUGGAAGCAGAGAGUGAAUAUUCGAGGGAGCUACAGAGUCUCCUGGGAUCAUACCUGCGUUCACUCCACCCGACAGACAGACUCAGCAGUGUUGACAUCAGUCACAUUCAGGGAAAUCUGGAGGAGAUCUCAACCUUCCAGCAGAUGUUGGUUCAGUCCUUGGAGGAGCAUACAAAACUUCCAGAGAGCCAGCAGAGGAUAGGGGGGUUCUUCCUGAGUCUGAUGCCCCAGAUGAAGAUCCUCUACGUGGCCUACUGCUCCACCCAUCCAGCUGCUGUCAAUGUACUCACCCAACACAGUGAGGAGCUGGGGGAGUACAUGGAGUCAAAGGGGGCGUCCAGUCCGGGGAUCCUGACUCUGACCACCAGUCUGAGUAAACCCUUCACCAGAUUGGAGAGAUACCCAACCCUGCUCAAAGAACUGGACAGACACAUGGAGGACCAACACCCUGACAGAGCUGACCUCCACGCUUCUAUGACCUCUUUUAAAACCCUUGCAGCUCAGUGCCAGGAGGUGAGGAAGAAGAAGGACCUGGAGUUACAGAUUUUAACAGAGCCAAUCAGAAACUGGGAGGGGGAUGACAUCAAAACCCUCGGCCCUGUUCUCCACAUGUCCCAGGCCACAGUCCACACUCAGAACUGUCAGGAGUUAAAUGAACGCUACCUCGUGCUCUUCCCUCACACUCUGGUCGUGCUUUCUGCCAGCCUGAGGAUGAGCGGAUUCAUCUACCAGGGGAAGAUGCCUCUGUCAGGAAUGCUCAUCUCCAGAAUAGAAGACGGAGAAAACCUGAGGAAUGCUUUUGAAAUAUCCGGCGGCCAGUGUGAGCGGAUGCAGGUGGCGUGCAACAGUCAGCAGGAUUUACAAGACUGGCUGGACCUUCUCACCAAACACACACACACUUCAGGCACGCACAGACACUCGCACAGGACUCAAUCUGUCUGUCACACAUUGCCCUCCCACCCCGUCACUCCUUCCAGACACUCAGAGUCUCGUGCAGGGAGCAGUGGAAACGCCUACCACACCCUUCCCCAUCCCUCAUCAUUUGGGACAACCCUCAGCAGCAGCCCCAUGUGGGGGCCCCUGGAGCCACCAAGUACCCCCAAACCCUGGAGCCUGAGCUGCCUUCGCCCAGCGCCUCCAUUACGGCCCUCUGCUGCUCUCAGCAACAAAGACGAUAUGAGUAAGAGUCCUAAGAACAUGAAGAAGCUGCUCCCUAAGAGGAAGCCGGAGAGGAAACCCUCAGAAGAAGACUUCACCGUCAGAAAGAGUACAGCAGCUCUAGAGGAGGACGCUCAGAUACUGAAAGUGAUCGAGGCCUACUGUACCAGCGCCAAGACACGGCAGACUCUCAACUCCACCUGGCAAGGGACUGACCUCAUGCACAACCAUGUGCUCGCUGACACCAGCCUCACCGUCGCUGGUUUCCCUGGAAACCUGCCAUGUUCUGACCAAUCAGAAGACUCGGAUUAUGACAGUCUGUGGACCGCCCAUAGUUACAGGACUGCCUCAUUUUCUCGCUCCAGCAGGAAGGAUGUUCAUAUGUUGUUCCCAGAGGAGGAGAAGAUUAUCGUGGAGGAGACCAGGAGCAACGGACAAACUGUAAUGGAGGAGAGGAGUCUGGUGGACACGGUGUACAGUCUGAAAGAUGAGGUCCAGGAACUCAAACAGGACAACAAGAGGAUGAAGAGGACGCUAGAGGAGGAGCAGCGAGCGAGGAAAGAGCUGGAGAGGAUCAUUAGGAGAGUUCUGAAGAACAUGAACGAUCCAACCUGGGAUGAGACUAACCUCUGAGAUCAAUACACAUCUGAUCAUCAUGGACAAGACCAAUUUCUGACUUUUAAAUGACCAAAUGACUAAUGAACCGUUGUUCCACCUAUGUGGGAUCUGAUGGCCAAUAAUGAUAUUUAUGGACAGAAGCUGCCAAUAUUUCAUGCCCUUAUUCAACAUCUCUUCACCAUUUCCACUUGCUUUGACCUUCUCAGUGACCUGUGUACCAAAGUGUGGACCAAGAGAAGCUGCCUGCCAGCCAUCAGCAAAACCAUCCCAACUGACCAUAAAGCUGUGAAACCAAAUGAGCUGGUAGGCAUGACGACAUCACUUCCUGUUUGUCUCCAUUUCUUUUUCAAUCUUCAGAACACUGAAAGAAGAAUCACUUCUAUUGUUUACUUGUAAAGUCAUCUUUCAUUCCUCAUCGUGAUUAUGAGCAUAAAGUGUAAUAUUUCAGUAUUAUUUUACUGACCUGGUGCAUGAAUAAGAACGCUACGUGUGUUUAUACAUUUCAGAAAGAUAUCAGAGCGCUAUGUGAAUGAAAUUGAAAUAUACAUUUUUUCACACUUCUCACAGUCAAUAGCAGCAAUUUUGUCUCAAUUUGAAAUGUGAUACUUUAUGUUAAAUCCGCAUCUUUUAAAAUAUAUUUUCGGAUACAUGCUUACAUGCAGAAUCUAUUGGUAUAAAUACAGAAUGUAAUAACAGGGCAUUGUGUUUCUAGUUCAGUGAGCAUGCUCAGUCGCUACAUCUUAAACUAAACCUAAAUUUACCAGCACUUACUGUGAGCGACCUCGUGUGUUUUUCAGGUUGAAACAGAAGUUCUCAUUUUGGUUUGAACAUUAUAACAGCUACGAUUAAACAGACUGCUAUAUUACUUUAUGGAUUCACAUGCCAAAGCAAGACUUCAUAUGAUAUGUAGAAGGCAGCAAAGAUUUUUUGUUCUUUGACCUUUAAUUAUUUUGAAUAAUAUAUAUAUAUUUUUAUUUGACUAAUUUUUUAAACCCCGAUAAAUGAACUACAAGUGAGUUGUUACAGAGAACUGGACUAAAUUUGAACAUCCUUGUUGAUUAAUUUCUUGAUUAUACUGUGGCAGUUACCCCACUUCUGCAUACAAAUGAUUGUGUGGAGACUAAAGCUAAAGAUAAAUUGACUUUCGGCAAUGAUCUGAUCUAAUUAAAAGUGUAGAUGAUUUAAAUGUGGAGUAAAUGGAAAAUCUGGUUAGUGUCAAAGGAAGAUGGAGAGAGAUUUUCUCAGGAAUUAGUCUUGACUUUCAGAUUUCAUAUUCUUGCGGAUUGACCCUCAAAGCAAUAUUUAAAGAUGCAGGAAACAUGAUUUAGAGUUGCACUAUUUUCAAAUAUAGUUAUGCAUGUGACAUACUUCCCAAAGCAUUUGAAGUUAGAGAAAACAUAAAAUAAAAGGUAAUAUGUCCAGAUGCCAGGAUAGAGAGAGAUUAAAGAGAGAACCCUACUACUAGAAAACCACAGAAAUAAUGCAGAUGACCUCAAAGCCUCAAACCACAACAAAUCCACAUGGCUUAAGUUGCUAAUAUGCAAACAUGGCACACAAUAUAACACUAACAGAGGAAUCUUCCUCCCAUAAACUGUAUGUUUAAUCCAGAUGAACCAUUAAAUGACCUGAACUGAACUUCUUUACCGGCAAUUUGUUGGAUGAAGAUAUAGUUAAUUUAAGUAAUGAAACAACACAAUUAACAAUUUUGAGUUUCUUGUAGCUUUAAGUUAAACGGGAAAACUUUAACAAUCAAAUAUACAAGAAAACAUGUCAGAAGUAAUGUAGGGUCAUGUCUUGUAGCAGUUUCUAAUAUGCAUACUGUAUUAUAAAAGUAAUAAAAACUCUUAAUGUAACAUCCUGCUGUCAGUUACAACUUAAAAUACAUGAUCAGAAAAAUAUGUCAUUAAAUAAAAUCUGCAAAUAGCAUUUUUAGUUUCUAAUACGUUUUUAAAACAAUAUGUACAAGGCCAGUUUGGUUUUACUGAACUGAUCCUGAGGUGUUGCAUUAUAUAGUAAGAGAGCACUGUGUCACUGAAAUGGUAUAAAGAUACAAUCGUAGUGCAUUUUUAGUUCCUCUUACUGUAACUUUCAGGAGCUAAACAAAAUAUUCACAGUUCGCCAGCUCGAUGCUCUUUUCUUUUUCAAGACCAAAGUCCAAGCAAUACAACACAUGAUUUUUAUGAUGUCAAUAUGCAACUUACUGCAGAAUGAUUUCUUAUUUUUAUAUUUGUGAUUGUGUUUUUAUUCUUAACAACUGCUUUUGAUUUAUAACACUUGUUAUUUUCUAUACUUGACCUGGUUGAUCACACUACAGAUGAUUUGUACAGAAAUGCAGCGUAUUUCUCAUGAACGUCAGGAGGCGUGCCUUGGGGAGAAGAAAUAUUCUUUUGCUAAAGCUAUUAAGCCUAAUGACUUUACCUGCAAAUUAAAUGUCACUGAAAUUAGAAACCACACAAUUGUAAGCUAUAGAAUGAAGUAUGACUCUAACUUAUGUAUUUAACUGAAAGUGACUGAUGUACAGUAAAUAUUUUGUGUGUUUCAAUGUUACGGUGAUGAAGGUGAUAACAGUAGUUACAACGACAAGAAUCAUCCCCCCCUCUUAUUUAUUUCACCCAUUUGUCUGUCUGUGAAUAAAAUGUUGAAUCUC
Thunnus maccoyii (southern bluefin tuna) is the source of this 5442-nucleotide messenger RNA. Its product is annotated as rho guanine nucleotide exchange factor 7-like. The record is from RefSeq and is a predicted model, not a curated record. The transcript has 22 exons. Bases 249 to 2810 code for a protein of 853 amino acids. Gene Ontology annotation, biological process: intracellular signal transduction. Lineage: Eukaryota; Metazoa; Chordata; Actinopteri; Scombriformes; Scombridae. Gene Ontology annotation, molecular function: protein binding; guanyl-nucleotide exchange factor activity.